This is a messenger RNA of Xenopus tropicalis (tropical clawed frog), 2089 nucleotides long. RefSeq names its product family with sequence similarity 43 member B (gene fam43b). NCBI's taxonomy places the organism in Eukaryota, Metazoa, Chordata, Amphibia, Anura, Pipidae. The transcript has a single exon. The coding region runs from base 1 to 930 and encodes 309 amino acids. The record is from RefSeq and is a predicted model, not a curated record.
AUGCUUGCCCAUGGAGGAGAAGGAAAGUUUGUGUUGGCACAAAAAGAGCAGAACGGCAAAGCAUUAAGUUACCCCAGCCUUCUGCCCUCCUUCCUGCGGUCCUGCCCCGAUCUCCUGCCCAAUAUCUCCGGGCAGUGCCUGGGCACUAUGUUCGGGAGGAAGCGGCGGACCGUGGAGCUGACCAGAGAGGAGCCCAGUGACAAGGGGAGGUACCUGGGCAGCGCCGUGACCCUGCGGGCAAGAGGAGAGGGCUGCACCGCGGAGGCAGUAGGGCAGAUCUGGGAGCGGAGUGGGGGUGGGAGCCGGGGCCCCAGGGUGAGGUUGUUGGUGAGCAGUGAGGGCAUCAGGGUGACUCCCGGGAAGGGCAAACCUGCCCACACCUACCUACUGCACCGAAUCACCCACUGCGGCACAGACAGCGCCCACCCCCGGCUCCUCAGCUGGGUCUACAGGCACCAAGUCCGACACAAGGCAGUGGUGCUCCGGUGCCACACGGUGCUGCUGUCCCGGCAAGAGAAAGCGGCCGCCCUGGCGCUGCGACUUUGCCAGAUCUCACGGGCCGCCUUUUGCGACUUCAAGCGACUAAAGAGACAGAACGACUUCAGGAGGGGCCAGCAGGAGAGGCUGGGGCAGUGUGUGGUGCCCUUGGUGCCCCUGAGGAGGGUACUCAAUGCCCGGUGCUAUUAUCAUCCCCGAGAGGUGAGGGGCAGCGGGGCACUGGGGCUUAGCUCCAUCCUGGAGGAAGAGGAGGACGGGGAGGAAGAACAAAAGAACCCAACGUGUGAUCUGCCGGGGAACACUGAGACCAUGUUGGACUUGGCUCAAGAGCUGAGGAGGCUGAGUAUCCAGAGAGCCCUGACCCAGAGUCUCAACUGGACCUACAGCCCCCCAGUCUGUGACUGGAAAUGUCCCAUAAGAACUAUCUGCUGACCCUGCAACCGUGGGGCACCCAGAGAGUCCGCCCUUCCAUGGAGAUCUCACCGUUCCAUGGGAAGAUCCCACCCUUUAAUGGAGAGUCCACCCUUCCAUAGGGAGAUCCCACCCUUCCAUGGAGAGUCCACCCUUCCAUAGGGAGAUCCCACCCUUCCAUGGAGAGUCCACCCUUCCAUGGGGAGAUCCCACCCUUCCAUGGGAAGAUCCCACCCUUUAAUGGAGAGUCCACCCUUCCAUAGGGAGAUCCCACCCUUCCAUGGAGAGUCCACCCUUCCAUGGGGAGAUCCCACCCUUCCAUGGGGAGAGUCCACCCUUCCAUGGGGAGAUCCCACCAUUCCAUGGAAAGAUCCCACCCUUUAUUGGAGAGUCCACCCUUCCAUAGGGAGAUCCCACCCUUCCAUGGAGAGUCCACCCUUCCAUGGGGAGAUCCCACCCUUCCAUGGUGAGAUCCCACCCUUCCAUGGGGAGGUCCCACCUGGUCUCCCAGUCCUUCCAAGGGUGCCCAUUAAAUCCAGCCAAUUAGUUGCCCUGCCAGUAUGUGAGGUACCCCCACACCUUAUGGACAUGCCUAUCGUACAAGGACCUUGCAACCAGGGGGCACCUAAGGGUGCCAUAUAUUCUAUGAGGACUACCUGCUACAAGGAAACAUCUGGGGGUACCCCAACCUUUCAAGGACAAGCCCAGGCAAUGAGGAUUAUCUUUUGACCAGCCAAUCAGGAUUCAUUGGUAGCCUAUCCCAACCUUCCAAGGGCAAGUCAACCUCACCAUUACUAUAUGACUCUAUGUGAACUAAUUGCUGAGCUGCCCUGGGGCUUUCCCACCUGACUACCUACCUGCUCAAUGGGGGGCACCAGAGGGGUUCACCCACUUUCCAUGGAUAAUUCCAUCCCACCUGAAUUUUCUCUUGAUUUUCUGGUAGGGGGACCUUGUUGCUACAAAAUUUGAUUGACAGUUCUUCUGCCAGGCUGCGUGUCCCAUUGCCCCAUUUAGUUGUCUCCCUGGCACGGCUGAUGCCGCUCACUGUGCCAACACUUUACGGAACAAAGCCAUUGUUUACAAAAAGUUUUUCAUUAUUUAAUUAAAUGACUUCCAAGAAACCUGCGUUGUUUCAUAAGGAGAAUUCCUUAAAGGGACAGUAACAUUAAAAAAAAUUAUU